AUGGACGAACUUCUCAAUAUUCCAGCAGCAGUGAAUUUUGAUGAGUCUAUAGCUCAUUAUGAAAUUCAUGCUCAUCAACCGUAUGCAUCUUCAUCUUUUAACAAUAGCGAUGAAAUUCGAAUCGCAGUACAACAUCAAGACUUGUGCAUUUUACCCAGUAAAAGUUCAUUACACAUUUUUGGCAGAUUAGCUAAAAAUGAUGGAAUUACUCUUACAGAAAACAUGCAUUUAAGUAAUAAUGCUGUAUGUUUCUUGUUUGAUGAAAUUCGCUAUGAACUAAAUGGAAUUGAAAUAGAUCGAUGCAAAAACGUUGGACAUACUACAAUCAUGAAAAAUUAUGUCUCACAAACUCCAACUCAGCUCAAUUUUAUUGAAAAUGCUGGGUAUUCAAAAAUUGCAGCUGACGCAAGACUUACAUUGGAAAAUGGAUAUUUUGACGUCACAAUACCACUCAGCAUGAUUUUUGGUUUUGCUGAAGAUUAUAAAAGAAUCAUUAUGAACGCUAAACAUGAACUUAUUUUAACAAGAGCACGUUCUGACGUGAAUGCUGAUCCAUUAAUUUCAAUAAGUUUUAGGUCUUGGGAAAUGUAUGAGUAUCCUUUAAUUCCUACAAGUUCAAAAGUUUUGUGGCAAAUUAAAACAUCAACGCAAUUAGAGAAACCACGCUAUGUUAUUGUUGGAUUUCAAACAGCGAGAAAAGAUAAACCGUCAGUUGAUGUGCGUUUAGAAUUUGAAGCAGGAAUCAACAUGCCGGCUGAAACCACUGCCUAUUGCCUAAUCAUCCAUGACCGCGUCAUACAAUAUAAGCCAAUCAGCGGUGUUGUAAAGAAACUAUUGUAA
Molecule: messenger RNA, 840 nt
Organism: Leptopilina heterotoma
Lineage: Eukaryota; Metazoa; Arthropoda; Insecta; Hymenoptera; Figitidae
Exons: 3
Coding region: 1-840 (279 amino acids)
Source: RefSeq, a predicted model, not a curated record